Schistocerca gregaria is the source of this 883-nucleotide messenger RNA. It is a transcript of the gene mRpS25, whose product is annotated as probable 28S ribosomal protein S25, mitochondrial. Gene Ontology annotation, cellular component: mitochondrion. The record is from RefSeq and is a predicted model, not a curated record. Gene Ontology annotation, molecular function: structural constituent of ribosome. The transcript has 4 exons. Lineage: Eukaryota; Metazoa; Arthropoda; Insecta; Orthoptera; Acrididae. The coding region runs from base 87 to 590 and encodes 167 amino acids.
GUGACGAUUAUCUUUGGCGAGGGUCGGCAGUAUUUGUUUAUAUUUGUGUGUUGUUUGUAUGAACCGGCAAGUCUUAAAUAUUAGCAAUGCCGUUUAUGAAAGGGCGAGCACCCAUAAGAAGGACUCUGAAGUAUCUUGAAGCAGGAAAACUUAUUUUCAAACCCAGAGUAAAGAUAUUUACGGUUAAUUACAACACUUCUGGUGAUCAUCAUCAGGGAGCAAGGGACUUUGUAUUUUGGUACCUUCCUCAGAUUCAGUACAAAAAUCCAGAUGUCCAAGUUGCAACAUUUAAGAACAUGACACCAUCACCUUUUAUAAGAUGUUUUUUUGAUGAUGGAGAACAAAUGUUAAUUGAUAUUGACAGUAAAACCAAGGAGCAAGUACAUAAUCAUGUGCAAAAAGUAAUAUGUAAACCGGAGAGUGUUUUGGCUGCAGAAUUAACAGCCAAGGAGAAGAAAGACAAUCCUGCAAAUUUUGGUUUUGGCUGUGAAAAGCAUUGCAUAUGUGAAAUCCUUGGACAGGUUCCAUGCCCUGGUGUAGUUCCAUUGCCAAAAGAAUGGAGAGGGAAAUACAAAUAUAAGAAAGAAUAAAAUCUCCAUACUUGUAAAGACCUCAUGCUAAUAGAUAUAUUUGUUGUUGUGUAUAAAUAAAUGUGUGGACAGUACCGAAUUAUAGUCUCCAGUGUCAUUGUUUGAAUCUGUGAUAUGUUGUUAACAUAUAAUGUAUUCGUAGAAAGAGUAUUUGUUGAACAGGCUCUAAUCAUUAUUUCACUGUUUGUUAUCUGCAAACAAUAGCCAGUUUUUAUUGUAGGUUCAGACAAAUUUCAGUUUUUUUUAAAGCCAUGGUAUAAGUGAAUUGGAAUGAUCAAUAAAUCACUCACACC